Epithele typhae is the source of this 657-nucleotide messenger RNA. RefSeq lists its product as uncharacterized. NCBI's taxonomy places the organism in Eukaryota, Fungi, Basidiomycota, Agaricomycetes, Polyporales, Epitheliaceae. The transcript has a single exon. The record is from RefSeq and is a predicted model, not a curated record. Bases 1 to 657 code for a protein of 218 amino acids.
AUGUCGUCGAGCCCCCGCCUCUCUAUCGAGGUCAUCGAGCACAUGAUCGAUGAACUCGGUGCGGCUCAAGAGACCGCGGCCCUCGCUCGUUGCAUCCGGGUACACAAGGACUGGAUCCCCCGGACUCGCAUCCAUCUCUGGCGCACGCUCACAGUCUACAGCAGUAAGCAGCUCCCCAUCAUCUGCGCCACGUUCGACCGGAACCCCAUCCUGCAAUCCCUGGUCGAAGUAGUCCGGCUGAAGCCCGAUCGCGGCCGCUCAGUGGAGUCUGGCAGUGCGCAAGGCCGGCAUCCAUUCCCUUUGACUGCCUCGAUCGUCCUCCUCCCAUACCUCAUCCACAUCCAGGCUUGGGAGUUUCUAGGCCAUGGUCACACGCCUUUUCCACUCCAGCGGGCGACGUUGGUUUCCCUGCGCCAGUAUCGGGAUGUGAAACGGGUGGUCCUCUCUGGCGUAUAUUUCAAGAACCUUUUCCACUUCUACCCCCUUCAGAACGCUUUUCCUGCACUGGAAGAAAUCAUCAUAGAGGAUGUGGCUGUGGAUGAUCCUCCGUCAUAUCAGUCUUUAAUGUCCGAGCAUGGCAGACGAAAGGGCUUGCGGCGGCUUCAGUGCUUCGAGGUUACUUCUGCCAUUGAAUUCACGUCGUUGGAAUCAAGCUGA